CUGAGCAGAGCAGGGCAGAGCAGAGCGAGGGACCAGGCGGUGCAGGCUGCCCAGCCGUGCUCAUGCUGCCGCUGCCUCUGCGCCUCCGCCCCGGGCGGGUGAGGGGCUCCCCGCUGCUCCGCCCGGCCGCACUACGGGGAGCUGCCGCCGGCGAGGGGCCCGGACGGGGCCCAGCAGUCCCCCGCGCUGAACAGGCACACAAAGCGGUUGCAAGCUACAAACCUUCAAAGUUUGACAAGAAAAUCCUCCUCUGGACCGGUCGCUUCAAGACGGAAGAAGAGAUUCCUCCAAGGAUCCCGCCAGAGAUGCUAGACAGGGCGAGGAACAAAGCCCGUGUUAAAGCCUGUUACAUCAUGAUCGGCCUUUCAAUUGUUGCCUGUUUUGCGGUGAUUGCUUCAGCAAAAAAGGCGGCAGCACGGCACGAGUCCCUGACAAGCUGGAACUUGGCAAAGAAGGAGAAGUGGAGGAAAGAGGCCGCGCUGGCAGCAGAGUCAAAGCCAAAGUAACGUUGUGAGAUGGCCCCUGUCCUUAUCGGAGCAAAGUUAACAGUCAAGAGUGGUUAGUGAAUUUCACCACCAAAUGGACAACUGUAGCAUUGCACAAACUGGAGCUAACAGCACGUAACAAACUGAUCAGCGAGAAUACUUCAAAUUUUACAUACUGAGAGGCUUGGGCAAAGGAAGGCAAGGGAAACCAACUGCUAAUUUCCAAAUUCUCUAGUCCUUAGAAACUUCAUAAGAAUUCCCCAAACAAGUGGUCAGUUCUGCACAUGACUAUCACACAACUGUAUGUUUGGUGUGAUGUUCAUUCAAUUAAUUAAAAUGUAUUUAAAACCAAGAGGUGCCCUGUCAGGGGACAGUGCAUAGUUUCACAGUGCACAAACCAGC
Messenger RNA from Numida meleagris (helmeted guineafowl), 887 nucleotides. RefSeq names its product family with sequence similarity 162 member B (gene FAM162B). The record is from RefSeq and is a predicted model, not a curated record. Bases 63 to 506 code for a protein of 147 amino acids. NCBI's taxonomy places the organism in Eukaryota, Metazoa, Chordata, Aves, Galliformes, Numididae. The transcript has 4 exons.